Fusarium subglutinans is the source of this 720-nucleotide messenger RNA. Its product is annotated as heat shock 30. The coding region runs from base 1 to 720 and encodes 239 amino acids. Gene Ontology annotation, biological process: protein folding; response to salt stress; response to hydrogen peroxide. Lineage: Eukaryota; Fungi; Ascomycota; Sordariomycetes; Hypocreales; Nectriaceae. The transcript has a single exon. The record is from RefSeq and is a predicted model, not a curated record.
AUGGCAUUCUUCCUUCCCCAGACCUUCUACCACAUCCAGGCUCCCCAGAACCCACUCUAUCAUCUCCUUCGGGAGCUUGAUCAGUCCAUUCAGCAGCCCCAGCGAAAGCGCCAGUGCCAGCCUCAACAGAAUACCCGCGCUCAGGCUUCCUGCCCUGCUUUUCGGGUGAACUCCCGCCCAUGGGAGCCCCGCUUCGAGGCCCACGAGACUGAGGACUCCUUCGUUCUUUAUGGCGAGCUCCCCGGCAUGAACAAGGAGCACGUCACUGUCGAGUUCCCUGAGCCUCGCAAGCUUGUCGUUAGUGGCAAGGUUGAGCGUUUCACAGAGGAGCCCAAGGCGGCUGAAACAACCACCGAGCAGACUACUCCCGCCCCAGUCACCGAUUCAGAUAACGAAGACACCCGAAGCAGAAGCUCUUACCAGGCCACUGUCGAGGAUGAUGUCGAUGACGACGAGUUUGAGGUCUUGAGUCACGCAUCAGAGAAGUCUAAGACUGUCGGCCAGCCGGAGCCUGAGACUCUCAGCGAGAAGGCACAGGAGAAGCAGCCCGAGAAGCCUGAAGAGCCAAGACGCUCUGGCUAUAGCAAGGAGUUCUCGCGCUAUUUCACUUUCCCCACCUAUAUCAACCACGACGCGGUCACUGCCGACCUUAAGGAUGGUCUUUUGACAAUAGUUAUUCCCAAGGCUACUCCCAAGCCCCAGCGCAUCAUCAUCAAUUAA